Molecule: messenger RNA, 6538 nt
Organism: Daucus carota subsp. sativus
Lineage: Eukaryota; Viridiplantae; Streptophyta; Magnoliopsida; Apiales; Apiaceae
Product: DNA polymerase zeta processivity subunit
Exons: 6
Coding region: 126-767 (213 amino acids)
Cellular component (GO): zeta DNA polymerase complex
Source: RefSeq, a predicted model, not a curated record
UCAUGUACCAGAUUUUUUGGUGGGAAAAGGAACCCGGUUUUCCGCAUAUAUAAACCGCAACCAAAAAAUAACAAUUAGAAAGUGUAGAGCGAACUCAAGUAGUCGAGUCUCGAGACGAUCUGACGAUGUAUAAAAGGAAGAAUCAAUCUUCUCCUCAAGGCGAAACGGCUCGAAUUCUGGUGGAAUUCAUGGAGGUCGCUAUCACUUCAAUUGUGUUUCUCAAAGGCGUGUAUUCUCCCGGAGCAUUUGAGAGGAGGCGGUAUAUGAAUGUGGUGGCUCAUAAGGCUCGGCAUCCUCAGCUCAGAGACUACAUUCAUCAUUCUCUUACUGGCUUACUUCCUUCCAUUGAAAAGGGACUGGUGGAGAGGGUUGCAGUUGUUUUCUUUAACAAAGAGAACAUCCCAUUGGAGAGAUUUGUUUUCAAGCUUACUGUAAACCAGGCUUAUGACUCAGAGGUAGAAAAAACUGACCUGGAGUUCUCUCUAAAGUCAUUUCUAACCAAGCUUUCGGUGUCAGAAUCUCUCACUAAAGUUCUGCCCAAGGAAUUCCACUGUCUUUUGUUUACAGACUGUAGGUGGCAGAUAAUGUCAUAUUUUCACUCUCUUCCACAGUUUAAUGCAAGUACUGGUGUAGAGUCAUGGAUUCCAACAGAUAUUCAACAGUGGCAGCAACCUCCGUUGAUAACUCCUAUAAAGUCAAUGAGUAGUGAGCCUCUAGGUGUGCAAUUAUAUAUGGAACAUCCAAGCCUGUCAGGAUCGCAGCUUUAAAGUUGUAGCAUUGGUAGUAUGUGGUGUGUACUGCAAAUAAAGCAUGAGAGACUACUUCCUGAGUCGGCAAGAAGGUUUAAACAAUUAAUAUGACUACAAUCUAGUAAGAUGUCAGUAUUGGAUUUUCGAACUUGAGCUGAAGGGAUGUCCAUACUUUCUGAAGAAUCAGAGUCACUACUAAUUAGCUGAAAAUAAGGUGAAGUAGUUCAUUGAUGAAAAUUCAUGAACUAUUAAAUUGAUAAUGAGAACUGGUGGUGCCUUCGAUAGAUUGCAAGUCUAUACAGACACAAAGUUUGAAUUCCUUUGAAGGCUACAUACGAAGAUGCAGAUAUGUGUGGUAAAUGUGUAAGUAAUAACUGAAAGAAUGCUUUCUGAUCUAUUAUGCUUCGGAGAAUUGCUACUGGAGGAUCAUUUAUGUGUUUGGCUAUUGGAUUCAUAUACUAGAUGUAAUGUAGUUUAGCUCCUUUUCAUUGAAAAUAUAUUAACCUUUAGUUUGAAACUUCGAGCUGUGAAUGAAUGUAGUAUUGAAGCUGUUACAUUGGGCACUUCAAUUACCUUGUUAUGUGCACUUAGUAUAAGCUCCUUGUUUCAUUAACAGAACUUGAUAUCUAGGGAUCAGUUUACUUGAUACGUAUUUCAGCACUCUAUAAACUUUAACUUUCUGCGCUACUUAGUUUAGACAUUUUAUAGUUACUUUCCCAUAAUCGUGCUGCAAGUUCUAGGAAAAUUCAAUAGAUUACUCACAUUGUAGCCCAAAACAGUGAAUGCUUUUUAUGCCAAUAAUGAGGUUGCAGCUUUAAUAUGGCCACUCCUUUUCCCUGAUAACCACAUAUGGUGCAGAACCUAGGAUUAAAUAUGCUAAAUUCAAUGAAUGUUGGCUCUUGGCAUCUGAGGAUAUAUUUUCGUUUUAACUUGUAGGAAAGAUCUAAGGUUAUUAGUACUUUCACCACAGGUUUCUUGUUGAAAUAUUACCAGAUAAUGUGACUCGUUGAUAGUGCUAGUCCUUAUAGGUCAUAAGUAUUGUCAAAGGCUCAAUGCUGUUAAACUUAAUUUCAUUGUACUACUAUUUUCUAUGCUUUCUAAUAAAGCCUAGUUUUAGCCAAAUGUAUGUUUUCUACUUUAUGUGUAAUAGUUGCCCUGUCACCUGGUAUAGUUUUUGUUGUAGUAUAGCACCAGACCUACUAAUGUUGUAUUUGUGUCAGACCUUUGUAUAAGUUUUGCUACCUGAAUCAUAUUGCAUAGACUUGCAAAACUUUGUAGAUAGUUUACUGUGGCAGGUGAUAUUGAGUAUGAUAUGUGGGUGAUUCUAUAAGACAGAAAAUACAGAAUCAGGGCUGCUAUUUGAUCAGUACCAUUAAAGAUAGCAUUCACUCGAGAAAAAAGUUGGAGGACCAAGGCAAAUUGAAUCACAGAGAUUGGUGUGAUAGUUUUUAUCAGGUGAGCUUUUAAGGUUUGAUUUCUGAAUUUUAAUGUGAUAGCUUUCAUGAUUUGAUUUCUGAAUUUUAGUCUUUUAAAUGCUACCUGCUUAAUAUGUUUUUAAAUAAUUUAAUAUAUGCCUGCACUCUACUCCACUGAAGUUUUUCUGAAAUCACUUGAUUUACAAAAUGUCUACCCCUCGGACCGCAAGUGGAACAAAUAAUAGCCCCAUCAACAAGGUGACAACUGGAUCAUCAAGCCUGUAUUACAGAGUGCAUCAUGCUAAUUGCCUCUUUUGGAAAGUGAAUUGGCUAGCAUGUUUUAAUGUGUUGUCAGCUAUAUUUACUGAUGAGAGAAUCGGUUUCAUGAAUUUCUUUCAGAAUGAAUCCAUUGGACUAGGCACACUAAUUGAGACCUUUCCUGCAAGUUUUAUUAACAGUACUUAUUGCCUAUACACAUCUGAAAGUCAUUCUUGUUUAGGGACUGGUUUGCCAUCUGGUAUCGAGUUAUUUGUAUUUGUUGUAUUGUGUGACCCCUUUUAGUGCUGAGAAGUUCCUUUAUGGGACAGCAACCUAGAGAAUUAUACAAGCAUGUAAAACACAGAUAUACAGCGACCUGGUUUCACGGAAAGUAAUAAGUUUACAUCCACAUCAACACAACAUGUAUAUGAGCAUGAAUUUAGGGAGUAUUAGGUGUUUAGCAACAGGAUUUUGUGUAUUUUCUAUGAUGGUAUCUAAUCUCUACUGUCUUAUGGCAUUUUGAAAUAAAAAACUUCAUUUUAUUGAUCUCCCAUGGACCCAUUUGAUCUUAAGUUCAUUUGGUGAGAUUGGGCAGUUAUGUCCACAUGUUGUUUGUGAUUGUUACCAACCUAACAAAGAGUGAGAUGAUAAAGUUUUGAUACAUAGUUGUACACUUGUACCUCAAGGGGACCAUUUUAUGAUCAUAAACUCGUAAUAAUGAAAUUUUGGUUUCAGAAGAAAAUGCAAUGGUCCAAUACUGGUGGACCUAUAAAUUCUUACAUCGACUUGCUGAGCUGUUGACAACACAAAAUAUUGCAAAUUUCCAUGUUAGUGAUCAUACCAAAUUUGUCCUGUAAUUUUCUGUGAUGGUUGAUUGUCUUGUGUAUCAGUCUCAACUCUCAACCAUGUAGUCCUUGUCUUUCUACUGUAUGUGUCCCUAAAAAGACUAAUCUGUUAGGAUAGAGGAGAAUAGCAUAAAAUCAUAGACCAUCUAUCUGCUUAGUCUUGACAAUGAAUCAGGUAUUAUUACAGUGGAAUAGAAUCAUACUUUUUAUAAUUGUAUAGAUUUAUAGCUUGGUGAUGUAGGACCUAAGUACCACAAUGAAGCAAACACUGAAAUAAUAACAGAAGUUUGUUAUGAUGACCAAAACAUUACAAGUGAAUCCUCUGUAAAGCAUUCACUCUAUAAGAUGGGUUUCAAAGGGUUUUGGUAACCUAACUUGGACUAUGAAUAUCUUAGCUACAUAUAACAUGUGAUCAAUCCAUGUUAUUAACUUCAAAUGAAACUGGAAAAAGUAAUUAACAGUCGGAACGAAAACUUGUCAAAGAGCCUCUCGCACUUUUUCAUGUUGUAGCUCCCAAGCUUUCGAUCUGACAACUUUUAGGUCUUUUAGCUCCUUCAGGAAUAAAGCUUGUUACAAAUUUGCACAUUUUGCACUUCUAAUACUGUAAAUUCCCCAGCACUAGAUUGAGUCUGUCAUAUGAGUUUUAGCACUUGGCUAAUCCAGCAAGUUAAAGAAAAUAACAUUCCCUGUAACUGUAAAAUAUGAUAGCAUAUGACAUAAUGACACUCUGUUCACACAGAGAGGUGGGAUGACAACAGUAGGCACCUUGUCCAAAAGCUAACCACUAAAAUCAUUCAAUUUUGUCUGGUUAAGCGGGGUACACACACGAAAUAAACAUAAUCAUUCACGUAAAGAAUACUGCACUCGUGUUUAUUGUCAGUUCCUCCUCUAAAGUGUUGUUUUUACAGUGGGAUGGGCAAUAUAUACUAUCCAUGCUUAAUCAUUUUUGAAUAGACAAGAAAAUUAUAAUUAUACAACUUUUUGUUUUUCUAAAUAUUUCUUGAGUGUUUCUUUUUUACAUGCUUCAUUACAGUAAUGGGGAGGUUUGAAAUCUGAACAUAGAUAAGAAAUUAUUGCUAUAGUUGAUUGAAAUCUACACUCAGAAAUUCUAGGUUAGCAGUGGUGUUGGUAUCUUUUCUUAUGGGGGCCUAUGGGUACUUGUCUUGACCCCUCAGAUGCUGUCUCAUAGCCAAAAUUCUAUCCUAAUUACCUUAUCAUCUCAUCUUAAAAUGUUAUGGAGUUUCAAAUAAUCUAGUCCUAAAUUUGACAUUGAGAAUCAAGCAAUUAAUUAAUAGUAAAAAAAAUUAAGUUGUGAAAGCAAACACAUUAUUUAUGUGAAUUGGUGAUAUUCAACUUCAAAAGUAAUACUAUAUUUUUGUAUUGCUGUCAACUAUCUUAUAAUUCUGAUCAUUUCCUAAUCUAAGGAUAAAGAUUUUUGGCUUCAGCUGCCCUUGGAUUCUUGUUGAAGCACUGCAUGCUGGACUGAAGCCAGGAAUGCAGUCAAGAAACUUGUGACCGAUUUACUGAUACGGUAAUACCUCCACUAAGAUCUAUAGAGUUAGAAUGUGUUUUCGAUUAUGUAAUUCUUUGGAUAUGUAUCAAUCAAAUAUAUGGAGCACUGAUCACACCGACGAAAAGAUCUUUACCAAGUACAGUGAAUCCCAUCCAACUCAUAACAUGGUUAGUUCCGAUUCCUCACCAGAUGUUAAUGUUAUGUAACAUGACUUGAUUGUUGAUUGUUGAUUGUUGAUUGUGUGUGGGGUGCUAUGUUGAGGACAAAAGAUGAAUAAAAAUGAUGGUAGAAAAGAACAAAAGUAUAUAAUUUUUUCAAAGAUUAUGGACUAGUAGUACAUGAGUGGCCUCUUUUGACAAGGCAAGAAAGUCUGGAGUACCCAUCAUCAUGGUCCCCUCUAUAUUUGGUGAUAUUCCAUUCAUAGUACUGUAUGGUAAGUGUUUCGAAAAUACAUAAUUCUGUAUGGUAAGUGUUAUGACUUAUGAGAAGUUUUCCUUUAUUUAUUUUUUUCAUUUUUUAUGCCGAGGGUUUACACAGAGGCUCCACUUCCAGUGCAUCAUAAUUUGUUCUGGUUCAAACUUAAACUUUGUUUAGAUGUCUAUCUGGAAGUUCUUGAUUAUCUAAUUUCAUUUAGCACUUUGUAAGACACUGAAAGCUUCCUGUUUCCGAACCCUACCACCCAACUAAAAGUUUGAAGUAUAGCAGACAAGUUGUGUGACAAUCAAUCACACUAUGUUUCUUCUCUUUACAUUUGCAUUCCCUAUGGAAUGGAUCAAUAUACUAUAAGAAUAGUUUUUCACAUUUUGUGUCCAAAAAAUUAAUGUCAUUGGGUGGCCUGUCAGUGUCCUGAUCGUCGGCCAAAACCACAUUAUACAUUGUUUCUCUGUGCAUUUUGUGUUUGGUGAAACAGUAUGAUUUUAAAUUCAAGUCAUAUGCAAAUAAUAUUGUGCAUGUUCUGCUUGAUACAUUGUAGUUAGAUAACAUUUUGUAGAAGAGCUGACUAAAGCAAAUGAACUCUGGGUUCGGUUUGUUGCUUACAUCUGUCUAGUUAAUAUGGAUAUUUUGUCUUUGAUAAGAUUCGAAUCAUCCGUAUAUAAGAUGAUAUUAUAUUUGUUGUAAUUGACAUUGUACUAACUACUAACCAACUUAACUUAAAAUAGGACUUUGCUACGCAUAUUUAAAUCUCAAGACUGAAACGAUUGGAGUAUUAAAAUAAACAAAAUACGUAUGGAUGCUCAAUUUAGUACAAUGCGCCAUGAAUUGUGUUAGUUUGACAAUCACAUUAAUCUAAGUUGCUUAUAACUUGUAUGUAUUAGCUGGUCAAGUAUCAUCAUAUACAUCUUCAAAUAGUCACGAUCGCUUACACCUAAUUUAUUGUUUUCCCUAAUGAUUUUAAAUUAGCAUGCAUUGUAAUGACCAACGUGAUACAACAACAUUACCAUCAGCUCAUGAUUUUUGAUCAUGGCCGAGAUUUGUCUGUCCGGACUUUUCAAGAACGCUUCCGCAAGGAUUCUCCAAACAAAUACGAUCUGUUAACACGAGUCGAGUUUUGUGCACCGAGUACGGCAGGAAUCAGGUACAUCAGGGACAAACAUGUAUGGACAAAUGAGAAUCUGGAUGAAUAUCAAGUGAUCAUUUUAAUGUAGUUGGGAACAUGUCGUUUGAAUUGCUUGACUUUUAACUCCGAAUUAAGAAACAGUUAGGAGUGUAGUCACUUGUCUAUGCUUUGUUUUAACAUAUUACAUAACCUUGUCAUUA